GACAAUGUUUCCCUCGACGAACAGUCAAUGGAUUCAAGCUUCAUUGAUGACGACAGCGAUUGUGUUCAAAGUAUUGAUAUUAAUAACUACAAUGAAUCGGAAGAUAGUAUCUCCUUUAAAUCGCAAAAUUUCACUUUGUGGCAACCCAGGAACAGGAAAAUCGCAUUGGUAAAAACCAUAAUAGCAUUCGCGAUAGAAAACAAAUAUGACGUCUUUGUCGCUACACCAACGGCACUACUCGCCGAUAAUACCAGUUGAAGAUUCACCAUGGGAAAUAAAUUGGCAUAUUAGUUGGUUCCAGCUUAUUGUAGUGGAUGAGAUUGGUCAAGUCAAUUCUCACAUAAUCAAGCAUAUAAUGAAAACCUUUGAUGCACUUCCAUCGAAUCCUAUUAUAAUUUUUCUGGGAGAUGCGCAUCAAAGUUUACCACUAAUUACGGUUCAAGGAAAAACAAACUUUGAUUCAAGCUUUUUCUCAAGUUUGAUGACUCGUUUAUUUAAAAAAUUUGAACUACAUACCUCACAUCGUAGCACAACUUUGUAUAAAGAGUUUCUGGACAAAAUCAGAAGUUUUAAUAUUACAUUUGACGAAAUAAAACGUAUUUUUGAGCAUACAAAAAUACCAAGUACCAACAAAGUCACCGGCAAAAGGAUUUUAGCCAUAAUUACAGAGAAUCCAAAUACCAUAUAUAUAGCAUCUUCCCACAAGACAAAAGAUUUCAUUAACAAAACUGUGAUGAAUUACCUUUUCCGCGACGAAGAACCUGACAUUGAGGUAAUCGAUAGCUCAGGAAAAUGUCAAGUGUAUUUCGUCGGUUCAAUAGGUAUGUUGACGGAAAAUCGCGAUCAAAUAGGUUCUUUUAUGAAUGGCGUCAUAGGUAAAAUAAUCAAUGUGCAAUCAACCAUCAUUGCUGUAGAAACCGCAAGAACGACAGUUUACGUUUAUCCGAUAUAUGACAGCCACAGAACCUAUUAUUAUCCAAUCAUACCUGCAUAUUGCCAAACGGCUUUAAAAUGUCAAGGACAAACACUCCCACAUAUUACCUGGGCCAUCGACAGAGACACAAUUGGUCCCGGCAUUGGCUACGUUGUGUUAUCACGAGUUCGUGAAGCACGAAACGUAGAAUUUGCGACAGUAUUAACAGCAAAACACAUAACGCCUAUGACGAUAUUGCAGUCAUGACAAUUGUAAAUAAAUCAGUAACAAUGUUUACAGAACAUAAUUCAUUUUUUACUUUUUCCCACUACCCACACCUACGCCUACUGUUUGUUUGAAAAAUUAAAUUUUGUUUGUAUUAAAUGUACGCGCGUCUUCUACGAUCAUUAACGAAAUAUUGGUAUAGCAAUAAAAUAGUACA
Molecule: messenger RNA, 1355 nt
Organism: Hydractinia symbiolongicarpus
Lineage: Eukaryota; Metazoa; Cnidaria; Hydrozoa; Anthoathecata; Hydractiniidae
Exons: 7
Coding region: 206-1180 (324 amino acids)
Source: RefSeq, a predicted model, not a curated record